This is a messenger RNA of Closterium sp. NIES-67, 1079 nucleotides long. NCBI's taxonomy places the organism in Eukaryota, Viridiplantae, Streptophyta, Zygnematophyceae, Desmidiales, Closteriaceae. The record is from the annotation of a GenBank genome assembly.
AAGGCGUGCUCAUGGUUUCUCCAUAAAUGGCGUCGCCAAGAAUUCAUUUCUCGAGGAUUUCCUGACUCGCAGAUUCUCUUCUGCUUACACUCGCUACCGUGCCACUUUAUCCCUCGUAAACUCUUAUUUCUAGCAAUUCCGUCUCAUCUUGUGGACAUUUCUUAGAAAGAAAUACUAUUUCAUCGUAGUACGCGAAGUUGAAGAACGAAAGCGAGCCUCUCGAGCUAGUAUCAUCCCCGUUAUUAUGGCGCGGACCAUCCUAAUCGCCGUGGACUCGUCCGAAAGCAGCUACAACGCCGUCCGAUGGGUGGCGACGUUCCUUCUCCGGACGGGCGACCGCAUCGUCAUCCUGCACGUGCAGCCGCAGCCAGACCUCGUGCAGGGGGUCGUCGCUAAAGACCUCCCCUUGGACCCCGAAGCCAUAGAGUCCAUCCGCACGCACAUCAGCAAGCUCAGCCGCGUAACGCUGCAGAAAUGCCAGGACAUAUGCCAAUCCUUUAAGUUUGCAGCAGAGACCAAAGCGGAGAUAGGCGAUCCACGCACUGUGAUCUGCGAGGAGGCAGCGCAUCUGAACGCGGACCUGCUUGUCAUGGGCUCCAGGGGACUGGGCACUCUCACCCGUCAACUCCUGGGCAGUGUGUCGAGCUACUGUGUGCACAACGCCCCUGUGCCUGUGCUCGUGGUGCGGCCGGUGGGCGCCAAGUGAGGAUUCAUCCACGCCAUUGGACCAGGGGCAGUCACGGCUAAGAAGGGCUACGGUAGAUGUGGUGUGCUGCUGUCAGCUUAUUGCUAUCAAUGGCUCUGUUGGUUUGAGGGUGCUUGGUGGUGUGCUAGGGUGCAAAAGCAUGCAUGGUAUUCCCAUUGAGCAUGCAUAGACCAUGGUCUAGACUUGAGAUGCUUUAUGUGCGCUAUAAGGGUGGUUGGAAUCAUGCAUGCACAGCAAUGGACUGCCAUACAGUAUCAGGGUGGUUGUCAGGCCUCUGGAUAGGAUUUGGAGUAGUCUUUCAUGUAAGGGUACGAACCCUCGACCACUUUUUCUGUAAGGGUGUUUUUUUUUUUUUUACUUCGGUUUAAAGGGU